This is a messenger RNA of Neltuma alba, 997 nucleotides long. RefSeq names its product transcription factor BEE 3-like. NCBI's taxonomy places the organism in Eukaryota, Viridiplantae, Streptophyta, Magnoliopsida, Fabales, Fabaceae. Gene Ontology annotation, molecular function: protein dimerization activity; DNA-binding transcription factor activity. The coding region runs from base 4 to 747 and encodes 247 amino acids. Gene Ontology annotation, biological process: regulation of DNA-templated transcription. Gene Ontology annotation, cellular component: nucleus. The transcript has 6 exons. The record is from RefSeq and is a predicted model, not a curated record.
CACAUGGCUGAAUUCACAACAGAUUUUCAAAGUUUUAGACCCUCCUUUCCUUUCUUAGACGUUGAUCCAAACUUGGAACUUAUAAACCAGUUCACAGGCAUGAUGAGCCCCCUUGUCCUGGACAACUCUAAUCUCAAUGUCCAGAGCUUGAUUCCCUUCUCUCAAGAACCUGAUUUUCCAGAAAAUUUCCCCGUUUUACCGGCAGAAAAUGAAAUCCAGGAUAGUCAAAAGAGGAAAGCGAUGGAUGUUACGGAAACCAGUUCUGUAAGUCCAACUCCUGCAGUUUCUGAGAGUGGAAGCAAGGUCGUUAGUAGUUCUGGAAGAGGUAAGAGAACAAAGAGCAAUGUAGCAGAAGAAGGUAAACCAAAGGAAGUGGUUCAUGUCAGGGCCAGAAGAGGUCAAGCUACAGACAGUCACAGUUUAGCAGAAAGGGUCAGAAGGGGGAAAAUCAACGAAAAAAUAAGACGCUUGCAGACCAUUGUCCCAGGAUGCUACAAGACCAUGGGUAUGGCGGUGAUGUUGGACGAGAUUAUAAACUAUGUCCAGUCCUUGCAGCAUCAGGUGGAGUUUCUAUCUAUGAAGCUGACUGCGGCAAGCACCUUCUACGAUUUCAAUUCAGAGACAGACGCUAUAGAAGCAAUGCAGAGAGCAAGGGCAUUCAAGGCAAAAGGAUUAUCCUCAAGAAAUGAUAGUGAAGAAGGAUAUGGCGGAGGGGUUUCUUGCUUUCAUCCAACUUGGCCUCUCUAGUUUCAGUUUUGGGGAGUUCUAUGAUUCUGUCUCAUCAACCACGGAAAAUUAUUAAUAGAUUAAGAGGACGCUCCAUAACUUGUCCUUUUCUUUUCAAAUGAAAGCAUCCAUUUGUUUCCACACCAUGCUGUAGCUGAAUGUGGACAUUCUUGCUUGUAAAGUCCCUCUCAAAUGUCGCAAGCUUAUAUAAAAGCUUAGAUUUUCAUGUAUUUGUGUACAAUCCUUCAAAUAAGUGGAUAAAUAUAUGGAU